This is a messenger RNA of Scomber scombrus (Atlantic mackerel), 3165 nucleotides long. RefSeq names its product Ras-related GTP binding Cb (gene rragcb). Bases 305 to 1465 code for a protein of 386 amino acids. The record is from RefSeq and is a predicted model, not a curated record. Lineage: Eukaryota; Metazoa; Chordata; Actinopteri; Scombriformes; Scombridae. Gene Ontology annotation, cellular component: lysosome; Gtr1-Gtr2 GTPase complex; nucleus. Gene Ontology annotation, biological process: regulation of autophagy; cellular response to starvation; positive regulation of TOR signaling. Gene Ontology annotation, molecular function: GTP binding; GTPase activity. The transcript has 7 exons.
GCGGACCCUUAACCUGUGACUAGCCUAGCCCUUCUUGCAGCUAUUCCUCUUUCUUUAGGCUCAAUUAAUCAAUGCUUUGUCACUCUUAUGGCUAUUUAACCUGUUGUUAAAUUGUCUUAUAAAUAACGCGUGGAUAUGUUAGAGUUUAAUCUGGCAUUUGCAAGGUUUAAACCCCUCGCUUCAGCUGCUAGCUAUCUCGGUUAGCUUGCCAUGCUAGCUUGUUGACAACAACAACAUUCCUGCUCGGAUUAUCAAUCCCGAUAAGAGAGAGAGAGGAGGGAGCUGAAAGAACAGAAACUACACCAUGUCUAUUCAGUAUGAGGAGCCCACGUUAGCGGGGAGUUACGGUGUGGUGGGCUCGUUUCCUAAAAGUUUUGGUUACGGGGUUGAAGAGGAGGAAGAGGAGGACGACAUGGAUGAGAGCUCAGCAUCAGCAGACAAGCCCAGGAUCCUGCUGAUGGGUCUGAGGAGGAGUGGAAAGUCCUCCAUCCAGAAGGUGGUUUUCCACAAAAUGUCACCAAAUGAGACUCUGUUCCUCGAGAGCACCAACAAAAUCUACAAGGACGACAUUUCCAGCAGCUCCUUUGUCAACUUCCAGAUCUGGGACUUUCCUGGCCAGGUGGACUUCUUCGACCCUGCAUUCGACAGCGAGAUGAUCUUCAAGGGAGCCGGCGCCUUGAUUUUUGUCAUUGACGCUCAGGAUGAUUACAUGGAAGCUCUCGUACGGCUACAUCUAACCGUAUCCAGAGCCUACAAAGUGAAUCCAGACAUCAACUUUGAAGUGUUCAUCCAUAAAGUAGACGGUCUGUCAGAUGACCACAAAAUAGAAACACAGAGAGACAUUCAUCAGAGGGCCAACGAUGACCUGGCGGAUGCCAGCCUGGAGAAAGUUCACCUCAGUUUCUACUUGACCAGCAUCUACGACCACUCCAUAUUCGAGGCCUUCAGUAAAGUCGUCCAGAAGCUCAUUCCUCAGCUGCCGACUCUGGAGAACCUUUUGAACAUUUUCAUAUCUCACUCUGGGAUUGAGAAAGCCUUCCUGUUUGAUGUUGUCAGCAAGAUUUACAUCGCCACAGACAGCUCUCCUGUGGACAUGCAGUCCUACGAACUCUGCUGUGAUAUGAUAGAUGUCGUCAUCGAUGUCUCCUGCAUUUACGGACUAAUGGAGGAUGGCAGCGGCUGUGCGUAUGACAAGGAGUCUUUGGCUAUCAUCAAACUGAACAACACUACAGUGCUUUAUUUGAAAGAGGUCACAAAGUUCCUCGCGCUCGUCUGCAUCCUCAGAGAGGAGAGCUUCGAGAGGAAAGGUUUGAUAGAAUACAACUUUCACUGUUUCCGUAAAGCCAUCCACGAAGUGUUUGAAGUUGGCGCCUCGACACCGAGCGACGUCCAGAAUCCAGCGAGCUCGUCCAGCAACAGCCUGACGGGCUUAAAAUAUGCUGCACUGAACGGAAGCGCCCAUUAAGAGAGGGUGAAGAAGACGACGACGUGACUUUACUGUAAUUCUUUGGUUUACCUGAAGUGCGGUGAGGGGUGGAGAAAUCGUAUCGAGGAAGCACUUGAACACACGUUGCCUUGUUUUAUGCAACUGAAUGUGAAUCAGUUAGAGAAGCUGAGCCGCAGCUGUUGAACUGAGCUCAGAUUAUAGACCUUAACUUUUACAGUUUUCAGGGAGGAUGAGAGGUGAAAAGAUCAACUUUAUUGAUCUUAAUCUGAUCUACCUGCUUCUCUUGUAACAAAGCCUGUAACAAAGAGAAGAAAUAUGUUUGUCAAACUUGUCUGGAUUCAUACUCUUAGGGCCUGAUUUACUAAAGGUUUGCGUGUGUAAAAACGUGUGCAAAUUUGACAUCACCCGCAAAAAAUGUGCAAGCUGAUCUACUAACGCAGCGCACUGAGGUUUGCGUCUUUCAACUGUGCAAGAUAAUAUACGCUGUCCAUUUAGUACGUUUGCCAUAAUGAAUAUGUGAUAUGGGGCGUUUCAAUCCCAGUGUGCAAAAUACAGGGAGUAGAAAAUGCAAAUAUGUUACGCGCAUUGUGAUUUACCAAACCUGAAGGUAUUAUUUCUGACGCUAACUGUGUCUAUAAAUAAUUCCUUUGACAAAAAGUCAUCUGUGCGCAGUGCGCAGCCGGUUAAUACCUGCCCCUCAAAGGUAUUAUUUAUAGACGCAGUUAGAGUCAGAAAUAAUACCUUCAGUUUUGGUAAAUCACAAUGCGUGUGCUAAAUAACAUAUUUGCAUUUUCUCCUCCCUGUAUUUUGCACACCGGGGUUGAAACGCCCCAUAUUACAUAUUCAUUAUGGCAAAUGUACUAAAUAGACAGCGCGUACUAUCUUGCACAGUUGAAAGACGCAAACCUCAAUUCGCUGCGUUAGUAGAUCAGCUUACACAUUUUUUGCGGGUGAUGUCAAGUUUGCACACGUUUUUACUAACGUAGACCUUUGGUAAAUCAGGCCCUAAGAGGUGACACAUGCCAAAAAUAACUCAAUAAUGUACGUACCAUGUUUUUCCUGCACAAUUAUCAGUAUGUCAGCCAUGUUUACCUUCUCGGCCAGUUAACUCUCUGUACUCUACAUUAUAAUCAUACUUAGUACUAAGUCUCGUGGUACAGUUUAAGCACAACGCACAAUGUAAAACGCUUCAUUGACUCAACCAGUAACUUGAGUUUGAAGCUUGUUUGCACCAGGUACGCUACGACAGCACAAACUUUUUAUUUUCCUGCUCAUUUUACCGUGAAAUAUUGCUGUAAGUGGGUUUAAUCCCCGAUAUGAAAAAAAGAAAAGAAAGUCCUGUGGAGCGUAGUGUUUGUUCUUCAGUGUGUUUUCUGUUGAUAAUGACUCAUGCGACCAGUGCUCUGCUCAGGAUCUCCACAGACCAGGACUGUGCCAGCUCCACCAUUAGAGCCUCGGUUGAUUAACAGAGGAGGUGACUGCAUUUUCGUCUUAAUGGAGUCUGGAAUAACUGAUUAUGCUUUUCGCUCGGCCGACACUCCACGCCUGAUGACAGCUGAGUUUUUGUAGCUUGAUGACCAUUUUGGCCAAAUUUACCACACAGAGAUUCAGUUUGUAGCAGCUGUGUUUGCUUUUCUGUACGACUUGAUUAAUAUUUCAGAGGCCAUGAGGAUUUGUUUUUACUACUGUAUAAAGUUCUUUAAUAAAAUAAGUUUCUA